Pectinophora gossypiella (pink bollworm) is the source of this 5172-nucleotide messenger RNA. RefSeq names its product ATP-binding cassette sub-family C member 4-like. The transcript is spliced from 25 exons. The record is from RefSeq and is a predicted model, not a curated record. NCBI's taxonomy places the organism in Eukaryota, Metazoa, Arthropoda, Insecta, Lepidoptera, Gelechiidae. The coding region runs from base 423 to 4514 and encodes 1363 amino acids. Gene Ontology annotation, biological process: transmembrane transport. Gene Ontology annotation, molecular function: ATP hydrolysis activity; ABC-type transporter activity; ATP binding. Gene Ontology annotation, cellular component: membrane.
GCGGUUGUCAGUACUCUGGCGGCGCCCGAUCCACGCGCUCGCUUCACAGCCGUCACCUUAACCAACCUACUGUGAUUUUAGCAAAUCGGGACUUAUAUUCUAGUACUUAAAUACGUUUACUCUUUCUACUGCCACGUGCUUUUAGUUAUAUUAAUACCUAUUCAUACAUAAUAAGUAACGAAGUUGUGUUGUGUGUUCGUUUAGUAAUAUAAUAGUGGCGUGCCUUCCACGACUCUAGCGGAGCUAAAUUCGUGAAAUGACAUUUUAAUUUUAUGCAAUGUUACAGUAAAGCUCGAUAGUAAUGAAAACGUUGUGUCCACUGGGAUUGAUCGACUCGCAGAACGAGUGUUAAACGAUUUAAUUGUACGCCGGGGCAUCGAACAGUUUAUAAACAAUUCAGUUGAUGAUUGUACUCGGUUACCAUGGAUUCCAAAGUGGUAUUGAAAGAGAAGAACCCAAAUGAUAAUGCCAAUGUGUUCUCCAAAAUAUUUUUAACAUGGAGCUUCAGUCUUUUCCGCCGUGGUUAUCGACACGGCUUGACUGUGGAAGACCUGUGGCAGGCGCGCGGCGGGGACCGCUCCGGGCGGCUCGGAGACAGGCUGGAGGAGGCCUGGCACGAUGAACUCCAGACGGCGGACCGCACGGGCUCCAAGCCUUCGCUGUCCAAAGCCAUCGUACGCUCCUUCUGGGUUGAGUACAUGCUCUGCGGCGCCUGCGCUGGCAUACUGUUCGUUGUUAUUUGGCCUCUGAUCCCGUACACACUAGGUUUAUUUAUAGGAUAUUUCUCAGGAGAGAAAACUCCAGAGACGUACAGAAACGCACACAUUUACAAUUUCUGUAUGAACCUACUAAGUAUAUCGACGGCAUUGAUGAUGAACCAUCUGAUGUUGAGCCAGGGAGCCGUCGGCAUGAGGGUUAGAAUAGCAUGCUGCUCGCUACUAUAUCGCAAGAUUCUACGACUGAACCGAGCGGGGUCAAACAAGACUGCACCGGGACAGGUAAUCAACCUGAUGUCCAACGAUGUGAACCGCUUCGAUAUGGUGGCGCUAUUCCUGAACUACGUGUGGGUGAUGCCUAUAGUGGUACCGGUGGUGUCGUACCUGGUGUGGCAGCAUGUCGGCUGGGCAACACUGGCUGCGCUUGCUGUCAUGGUUGUGCAGACUGUCGUUGUUCAAGCAUAUCUGAGCAAGAGGCAAGGGGGUCUGCGCGGAGAGAUCGCUAAGCGUACAGACGAGCGAGUGAAGGUGAUGAGCGAACUGGUGAACGGCGUUCAGGUCAUCAAGAUGUACGCCUGGGAGAAGCCCUUCGAGAAACUCGUGCACAAACUCCGCAAGUUGGAAGUCAAGUACGUAAUGCGGACCUCCAUGAUCAAAGGCUUCUCGACUGCGCUGUCAGUGUUCACUGAGAGGUUCAUUCUGUUCGCCGCCAUCGUCACGUUCGUGUUGAUGGGCGGCCACAUCCGCGCAGAGAUCACAUUCUCCUUGGUGCAGUACUUCAAUCUGCUGCAGCUAGCGUGCAAUAUCUUCUUCCCGUUGGCUUUGGCGAUGCUAUGUGAAUCAAGGGUCUCUAUCAGGCGAAUUGAGAAUUUCCUCAAACUGGAAGAGCUAGACCCAGCGAAAUUAAUAGAAGCUGAAUCAAAAGCAAUGAAUGCUAAAAUAAACAAUGGAGUGGAGAAAGACGGAGAGAAAGAGAGGAAGCAUACUGGAUUGGUGCUAGCGGGAGUGAGUGCGAGCUGGCUGUCCGAUCCAAUUGUGGAUACGCUAAGGAAUAUCUCACUCACUGCACAACCCGGAGAAUUCGUCGGUAUCGUGGGUCUCGUUGGUGCUGGGAAGUCGUCACUUCUUCAAGUCAUCCUGGGCGAGUUGAAGCCGUCUCAAGGCUCGGUGUCGCUGGGUGGCGCCCGCAUCGCCUACGCCAGCCAGGAGCCCUGGCUGUUUGUCGGCACCGUCCGGCAGAACAUCCUCUUUGGGCUGCCUUACGACCGCACUCGUUAUAAGAAAGUGGUGACAGCUUGCGCUUUAGUACGAGACUUCGAGCUUCUACCGGCGGGAGACUCCACGUUGGUAGGGGAGCGAGGCAUCAGCCUCAGCGGCGGCCAGCGCGCGCGCAUUGGCCUGGCCAGGGCUUGCUACAGACAGGCGGACAUAUACCUGCUGGACGACCCGCUGUCGGCCGUGGACACGCACGUUGGCAAGCACCUGGUGAGCGAGUGCGUCAGCGGCCUGCUUCGACACGCCACACGAGUGCUCGUCACUCACCAGCUCCAUCACCUCAAAGCCGCGGACAAAAUCAUCAUUCUUAACAACGGUGAAAUAGAAUCACAAGGUAACUUUGACGAAGUAUCGCGUUCGCCGCUGUUUGAAGAGCUGAUGGAAGAAGAGGAAGCUGAGCAGCCGGUCAGCGAAAAGAACUUCAUGCGACAACGAACAAUAUCUAUACAGUCUCAUGCAAGUACUACCACGAUUCAAGAUGGUACAAACGUAGAUGAACAAGAAGAACCCCAGGAGACUGAAGAGCUUAUGUCAAAAGGACGCGUCUCAAGCUCAGUGUACAAGAACUACUUUCGCGCCGGCGGCGGUUGGUGUUUACUAUUGUUCACCCUGUUUGGCAUAAUUCUGGCGCAAGUCGUCACGUCACUCGGAGACCUGUGGCUCACCUACUGGAUGAAUAAAGUAGAAGCUGGUUACAGGAAGAUGGCCAACACAACCAGUGGAAAUGAAACCAGUGAUUUUAACAGCACCACUGAACCGUUGUUACCAGAUUUUACCACUAUAGCUCCAGAAUUGGAAAACAGUACGACUAUCAAGCCUAAUCACACUAUAAUAGGAAUGCUGGUGAAGACAGCCCUCACAAUGCAAGAUAUAGCGCCACACGAACAUGUAGAUCAUUCAUUCUACAUAUACAUCUGGGCUCUCGGAAUAUUCGGAUGUAUUGUGCUCACUACUGGCAGGUCCAUUUUGUUUCUGUGGGUAUGCAUGAGAAGUUCUAUCCGGAUGCACAACCAGAUGUUCAGCAAUAUUCUCUCAGCGACCAUGCGGUUCUUUGACACCAAUUCCUCGGGUCGUAUCCUCAACCGGUUUUCCAAGGACAUGGGCGUCGUCGACGAAGUGUUACCCCGAAUGUAUUUAGAUUCUAUCCAGGUAACCAUGGUGAUGCUCGGUAUAUUGGUGAUGGUGGCUAUAGUCAGCCCAUACAUGUUACUGACCACCGCCGUAUGUGGGAUCCUCAUGUAUUUCUGGACUACCGUCUACCUCAAUACCGCACAAGCUAUCAAAAGAGUGGAAGGUGUGACGCGCAGCCCGGUGUUUUCUCACGUGUCGGCCACCAUGGCCGGUCUGUCGACGGUGCGAGCUUGCGGAGCGCAGCACCUGCUCCGAGUGCAGUUCGAUGACAAACAGGACGUCCACACAGCUGCAUGGUAUUUGACAAUGGUUACGAAUACUGCCUUCGGAAUCUGGCUAAGUUUGAUUUGUGCGUCGUACAUCAUUGUUGUGGCAUACACGUUCUUGUUUCUAGAUAAUGGUUCGACCCGGUCAGGCAAUGUCGGUUUAGCUUUAAGUCAAGGCUUGAUCUUAGUAAAUAUGGUACAACAUGGUAUUCGCCAAGCAACAGAGGUCGUUUCUCAGAUGACAAGCGUGGAACGCGUGCAACAGUUUACUUCGUUACCGCAAGAGAAAACAGACGGGCCUUUACCACCCGCCGGUUGGCCACAGCGAGCACGACUGGUGUUUAAAGAUCUCUUCCUGAGAUAUGACCUAGAAGCAGAACCGGUCCUCAAAAACUUAAAUAUUGUCAUUGAAAGCGGCUGGAAAGUCGGUAUUGUCGGGCGAACAGGAGCGGGCAAAUCGUCACUAAUAUCAGCACUCUUCAGAUUGGCGCCAAUUGACGGACACGUUUACAUUGAUGAUGUGGACACUGGAAAGAUCGGCCUCAAGGAACUCCGAUCCAAAAUAUCGAUCAUUCCACAAGAACCAGUUUUGUUCUCUGCCAGUUUACGCUACAAUAUGGAUCCAUUCGACAAAUAUACUGAUGCAGACAUCUGGAGAGCACUAGAACAGGUGGAGCUGAAGCAAGUCGCGACGUCCCUGUCAGCGGAGGUGGCGGCUGGUGGAUCCAACUUCAGCGCGGGACAGAGACAGCUGCUGUGCCUCGCGCGAGCGGCGCUAGCGCGUAACAAGUUGAUUGUUCUGGACGAAGCCACGGCGAAUGUUGAUCCCAACACGGAUGCCCUCAUUCAGAAAUCCAUUAGGAAAUACUUCGCGAACUGCACAGUAAUCACUGUGGCUCAUCGAUUGCAUACUGUAGCAGAUGCUGAUCGAGUUGUUGUGAUGGAGGCAGGACAAAUAGUGGAAUGUGGACAUCCACAUGAGUUGUUGCAGAAUAACGAAGGCCACUUCAAUGGCAUGGUGAAACAGUUGGGCCCUGCAGCUGAGCAGAGCUUACGAGACCUCGCUAGCAAAGCGCAUGCGCAACACAUACGCUACGUCGACGCAGACGAUCAGCCAGUACUAUAAACCGAAGACAGUAUAGUAUGUAAUGUCCUGAGAAGCUAUAUUUAGUAGCUACAGCUUAAAUUCGUCCAGUUAUACUAUUGGGCAAGUCUCCCAUGACGGAAUCUUUGAUUUAAAAAUACAUUGUAUUCUGAACGAGACUUUUUAUUAUAUAAUAAGUGUCAGUGUUAGCAACUAGCCAAUUAUGUAAAAUGAGUAAUUACCAUUUCAUAUUACAAUUAAACUAGUGAAGGAAACAAAGACAAUGUAUCCACUUUAGUUUUAAUUAGAUUGAAUGAAUUGCAUUAUGAAUGACAAGUGCUUUAAUAAGGACCAAAUACUGUAGUCACAAAUAUGUUCUCAAUGACUGGAUAAAUUAUUUUCCCACACAGGUCUUAUUCAACUUAUUACAACAAUGCCUAUUUGUACUUACUUUUUAUUGAAUGAACCUUUAUGUACUUAUGAUAGAAAUGCAUUUUAUUAUGUUUAUUAAUAAGCAUUCCAAGUUAUACAAUGGAAAUGCAGAAAGGUAACGAAAAAUAUGUACAAUAAAAUACAAGACUUAAAUCUGUAAAAGUGAUGCCUUAUAUACUUAAUUUGAGAUUGUAAUUGUUACAAUAAUAUUAUACAUGUGUAUUGUAUUUAAGUAAAAGAAAUACAUUAAUAUUUAUUGACUGUGUAA